AUGUCGAUGGAAACUCAUGUCAGUAAAGUCUGCUCUAGAGCUUUCUUUGGCCUCUACAAGAUUCGUCAGAUUCGCGGGAUUCUGACUGUCGGCACCACCAAAACCCUGGUGCAUGCGUUUGUUACAUCUCACCUGGACUACUGCAAUGCUCUCCUCUACGGCAUCACGGAACAGCAGUAUGGCAGGUUGCAGCGUGUUCUAAAUGCUGCAGCCAGGGUUACAUGCCUGAUUCCCAAGUUUGACCGCAUCAGUCCGGUUCUGAUGCGGCUUCAUUUGCUGCCUGUCAAGGCAAGGGUUGAGUUUAAGAUACCCUUGCUCACAUACAAGGCAGUCCAUGGAGCGGCACCGGCUUACCUGACUGAUAUGGUACAACGCCGACGUGGGUCAGCCAGUCAAAGGCAGCUUUUGGAACAAUACUAA
Molecule: messenger RNA, 420 nt
Organism: Lineus longissimus
Lineage: Eukaryota; Metazoa; Nemertea; Pilidiophora; Heteronemertea; Lineidae
Exons: 1
Coding region: 1-420 (139 amino acids)
Source: RefSeq, a predicted model, not a curated record